AUGAAAAUCAAGCUGACAACUUAUGAGAUUAAAAUCAGCAAGACCUUUCCAAAAGUAUCCAAGCUGUUUCGCCCCACACCGAAGCAUGAGCGCACCUUUUUCCUGAAUCUCCUGGAUCUUCCGAGCGAGAUUCGUCUGCUCAUAUACCGUUUUGCCUUCGCUACUCCAUGCGAUCCUAUCCUCGUUACCGUUCACCGUUACAGACGUGCGAGUCGUCCACAGAUAAAUAGCGAUGACCCAAACGAAAGACCCGCUCCGGAGCUCAGAUACACUCGUACACCACCCGUGUCUCUACCAGUAGCCUUGCUUCAGACAAACCGACAGAUAUACUGCGAAGCCCUUCCAGUUUUAUAUGCGAAUAUUAUAUUCGCAACCUCCUUGAACCCCACUUUGUUGAUGCAUAUGAAAGAUCGCUUGUCGGUGUUUGCAAGAAACAAUAUUCAACAAGUUCAGCUGAGCCCCACCCCUCUGCUCUCCGAAUCAAUUACACAAGAACGAGAGUUGCUAUCGUGGACCGUCCUUUGUGCAGACGUUGCGGAUAUGCCGGGCCUUCGGCAAGUCUAUAUUUCAUACCCCGAGCCGGGUAUAUUGAGAAAUGGUACUGUAAAGUUCCAUCGAAGUCGUUAUGCAAAGUGGUUGGGCCAAGUUCGGGCCAAAAAGACUCUUGUUUUUGAUACAAGUGAGGUUAGUGCGGAAGAGAUGGACGAGUGCUGUGAGCGGUUGAGAGAGAUCAUACAAGAUACCAGCAAUACUUCGGGGGACUGA
Aspergillus alliaceus is the source of this 765-nucleotide messenger RNA. RefSeq lists its product as uncharacterized. Bases 1 to 765 code for a protein of 254 amino acids. The transcript has a single exon. Lineage: Eukaryota; Fungi; Ascomycota; Eurotiomycetes; Eurotiales; Aspergillaceae. The record is from RefSeq and is a predicted model, not a curated record.